GUGUCGAUGAAGUAAUAUUAUGAUCCCGUGGGCAUUUUAUUUGUCAGUCUACCUCGAUACACUGCACGAGUCACCAUGGGUCGCCUUACUCUAGAACAGAAGAAAUUUUACAAAGAUAACGGUUACAUUUUACUGAAAAAUCUAAUUUCAGAAGAAGAAUUGUCGCGAGUGAUAGAUGAAUAUGACAAAUUAUUCAAGAGGAAGAAUCUGGAACAGAUGGAGAACUCUUGGGUUGGAAAGAAUGAAGAUAAUAGGAAAAGUGACAGUCCUUACACAGUAAAAGGAGUCCACAACCUGCAACAUCAUCACGCUGUUUUUGGAAAGCUACUGUACAAUGAUAAUAUAUUGGACGCACUGGAGGAUGUGAUGGAGACAGAAAACAUCAUGCUGCAUCACACCAAAGCGCACUACAAACCACCAGAGAAGGGGGCUUCCUACCCUAUGCAUCAGGAUUACCCCUACUUUCCCUAUGAGAAGGAUUCCAUGGUGGCAGUGUUCAUCCACUUAGACCCAGCGACUCCUGAAAAUGGAGGAUUACUUGUAUACCCUGGCUCUCACAAACUUGGACCUCUAGAGGAUGUCGGAAAACUUCAGGGCAACUUCCAUUUUGUUGAUCAGAAAAAGUUCCCUAUCGAAAAAGCUACACCCGUUAUUGCUGAUCGUGGAGAUGUCGUCAUUUUCUCCUACUUUCUUGUCCAUGGCAGCACGCAGAACCUGUCUGACAAACCACGUCGUAUGUUCCUCGCACAAUUCGCGUCGGCUGACGACCGGCCUAUAGGAGACCAAAGACCGCAGCCUGGAUACGGCUGGAAAAUGAACGACAACGAAGAUGAGCUGACCACAUUUUGUGAUUCGGCGGCAUCUCUUGUCGAAGGAUGUCGCCUACCUGUGCGUAUGCAAGGAGGAGAUGACUGGCCUUUAGCUGAAAUUAUCAGUAUUAAAGAAAUACGCGGACAACGAGGAUAUUACGUGCACUAUGUGGACUUUAACAAACGUUUGGAUGAGUGGGUGGGUGAAUCCUGGUUGGACACGAGAAAGGUACAGUUUCCAAGAAGAGAUGGAGUAUCCACCGGAGGAACAACCACUCCAAAGAAGACACACAUCGGAUCAGGAGGUGGCGUCAUGCCUAAUUUUAUUAAUGACACUGUCUGCAAUGAAAGUCAGAAGUCUAGUACGAUACAGAGUAGACCUACUAUUCCGAACCAACAAGUUCCGCCAAGUCUACCCCAACCUAAAGUUCAUGAGAAAACCCAUUUAAAUGCACUCAAUGGUUCUACACCAAAAAAUGCACUUGGUGUGGUUGCCGGUGAGCCGCGUCAGUUGGUGUCUCGUCCAGCAAGCCCAACACUGGGCAACGACUCGUCGUCGCUCGUCAAUGGCGGCGCAGUACUUGCGGCUGCUUUGCAGAAGAAAAUGAAUAGGAAACGGAAAGCGCCAUCUAUAGACAAUGAAGAACCCAAGCAAAAUUCUAAAACAUUUCAGGCGGAACCCGUUCCGUCUAUAGAGAACGAGGGAAGUGAGACCACGGAAAUGGUUAACCUGCCUUGUAUUUACAUCUGUGAAUUCUGUUUGAAGUACAGAAAAAGUAAAAAGUGCCUUGAAAGACAUUUGAUUAAAUGCAAACUAAAACAUCCUCCUGGCAACGAAAUAUACCGCAAAGGCAGCAUAUCAUUUUUCGAGAUAGACGGACGAAAGAACAAAUGUUACGCUCAGAAUCUCUGUUUACUAGCCAAGCUCUUCUUGGACCAUAAGACAUUGUACUACGAUACUGAUCCAUUUUUAUUCUACGUUAUGACUGAAUUCGAUGCCCGAGGAUUUCACAUAGUAGGAUACUUUUCUAAAGAGAAAGAGAGUACAGAAGACUACAAUGUAGCUUGUAUAUUGACACUGCCUCCAUACCAAAGGAAAGGUUAUGGAAAACUUCUUAUAGAAUUUAAGAAACCUCUAUCGGAUCUUGGUUUGUUAUCGUACAGGAGUUACUGGGCUCAGACUAUACUGGACAUCCUUACGCACAUCAAGCCAGUCGGAGAUAACGAGAAACCCAUCAUUACAAUCAACGAGAUCUGCGAACUAACCAGCAUAAAGAAAGAGGACGUUAUAAGUACACUACAGAAUUUGAACCUUAUAAACUACUACAAGGGCCAAUAUAUUAUAUCGGUCAACGAGGAAACCUUGCAGCAACACGAAAAGGCGAUGGAAAAGAGGACGCUGCGCAUUGAUCCAAAAUGUCUUCACUGGACGCCGAAAGAUUGGUCGAAACGGGCAAAAUGGAUAUAA
This is a messenger RNA of Spodoptera littoralis (African cotton leafworm), 2277 nucleotides long. NCBI's taxonomy places the organism in Eukaryota, Metazoa, Arthropoda, Insecta, Lepidoptera, Noctuidae. The record is from the annotation of a GenBank genome assembly.